UUUUAUAGUUGUCUAUAGUGGCAAACUAGUAACUCGUCCAUUUUGUUCCGAAGUAAGGAACGAAGAUCAUUUCGUGUUUAGCGGUCAGCCGUUUCCUGUCUUUGAAGACUUAAAAUGCGUUACGUCGCCGCUUAUCUUCUUGCCCUUUUGGGUAACAAAGAGAAUCCUAGCAAUACUGACCUGGAGAAAAUCCUCUCCUCGGUUGGUAUUGAAGUUGAUGGAGAGAAACUGAAGAAAGUGAUCUCUCAACUUAAUGGCAAAAAUGUUGAAGAACUGAUCGUUCAAGGUAAAGAAAAACUUGCCUCCAUGCCAGCUGGUGGUGCUGCUGCGCCUGUUGCAGCUGGUGCUGUUUCUCCUGCUGUUGCAGAAGAAAAGAAAGAAGAAAAGAAGCCAGCAAAAGAGGAAUCUGAAGAUGAAGAUGAAGACAUGGGCUUUGGACUUUUUGAUUAAAUUCUAAACUCAGGACUAGAUUUUAUUCAUCAGCGGAAGACCAACGUCGAUUUUAGAGAUAACUUUUUUAUUGACCAAUGAUGGCAGUUGUUUCUGCCGCUGAAGAAUAAAUAUUUCCCAUAAAAACAGAA
Messenger RNA from Phymastichus coffea, 581 nucleotides. It is a transcript of the gene RpLP2, whose product is annotated as large ribosomal subunit protein P2. The record is from RefSeq and is a predicted model, not a curated record. Lineage: Eukaryota; Metazoa; Arthropoda; Insecta; Hymenoptera; Eulophidae. Gene Ontology annotation, biological process: cytoplasmic translational elongation. The transcript is spliced from 4 exons. Gene Ontology annotation, cellular component: ribosome; cytosolic large ribosomal subunit. Gene Ontology annotation, molecular function: structural constituent of ribosome. Bases 115 to 450 code for a protein of 111 amino acids.